Messenger RNA from Elaeis guineensis (African oil palm), 2687 nucleotides. RefSeq lists its product as uncharacterized. Gene Ontology annotation, biological process: asymmetric cell division. NCBI's taxonomy places the organism in Eukaryota, Viridiplantae, Streptophyta, Magnoliopsida, Arecales, Arecaceae. The record is from RefSeq and is a predicted model, not a curated record.
GAACAGAGAGAGUACGAUGUAAUUGAGGGGAGAGCUGGAGGAGCAAAAAAAUCUCAUCUUUUUUUGUCUUCUUUAGGUUUGGAUUUCUCUCAUUGCUUCCGCUUCUCGAUCCAUUUGGAAUCUCUGUGUGGUCUGGCUCUCGCCCUUCUGCGUUUUUUGAAUUUUAAUCGGCUUAGCACGGAAGGAUUGAUGCUGGAUGGAUGGGGUUUACAUGAGAUCGGAGUUUUCUCUCUAGUGUGGUGUCUGCUAUCAGCUCUCAAGGCUACUGGGUGUCUCUGGUUUUGUGGAAUUUUUUUCAUCCAUGGAGUGUUCCACAUUGAGGGUUUUAUUGAAUUAAAAUGAUGAAUUCUUUGAGGGUCCGGCUCAUUGAGCUGGCGUUGGUUUCGUCGAAAGGGGUGAAACAUAGAUGGACUUGCGGGUAGCUGCGGCAGCGAGCGGCGCGGGGUGUUUGGUCGAGCGUUGGCGAAAGGCUGUGAAGAAGGGGAAAAAUGCUUGUCAGAGCCACUUCAUAGGGUUUUACUCACAAGAAAUCCAAAAUGCCGUCGUCGAUGGACAAGAAGAAUGAUCGGAAGAGCUUUGAAUCUGGGGGCAAUAUUUUUCAAAGAUUGAUUAAAAGGCAAACCGCAGAAGAUUCUUCUUCUGGUAAUGACAAGGUCCCUUGUAAUACCCCUAGAAAGUUUUGGGAAUCAAGGGUUAAUGCUCCAUUAGAGGGAAUGGCUUCUAGUAGUGGGGUUAAAGGAGACACUUUGAUGAGUUCAGGCGAGUAUUUAAGGGACCACAGUAAUCUUUUGAGUUUGCAGCCAUGGAUUUUUAGAAAAGACAGUAGUCAAAUAGGUGAGAAAGGGGGGAAGGUAAAUGGUGAGUUUUCUGAUAAAUCUGGGUAUGAAAUGAAUAGGUUCAGCAAUGCCUCACUAGUCGAUGUCUCUCCGAUAAACGUGAGCCUUAGUUAUGGGCAUGGUAAAGGCCGAAGAACUCUUAGGAACAGACGGUCUCACAGGUAUUCUGUGAAGCCUCUUACUUCUAUGGAGACCUGUCUCAUCCCUCAGCUUUACGAAGAAAAUUUUGAAAUUGAAGAAUAUGUAUUUAGUUCACUGUCGCCACCUAGUGCACAAGCUGCAAAGCCAUUUGUUAUAACCGAUGGGAACAGAGUAAUCAGCAAAUCGAGUCAUGAACAUUUGGGCAACAAUGGUUUGCAUAAGGAUGUUGCAGAUAGUUCAGGAGUAAAGGAAACUGUUGUUGGAGUUUCUCCUCUUCCAGACCUAAAGAAACUGAAACGAAAGAGCAGGGAGAUGCAGCAUGGAAGGUUGGUCUCUUCCAAUUCUCAGAGAUCCUGCAAAUUUCCACAUUCACAAGAGUCAUUUGAUGGAAUGCUUGUUUUCUGUCUUGGAGUGAGUAUUGGUGUGAUAUCCACUAUUAUGUCGAAUAGAAAAGAAGUUGAAAAAUUAAAUGACCAACUGAAGCACACAGAAAACUUGGUUCGAGAUUUACAGGAAGAGUUGGAGAUGAAAGAUUCACUGACUGUUGAGGAAUUAGCUAAUGAAGCUUGUGGAAGCCAUGGACAUGAUUACGGCAAGGCAAAAACAGAAGAUUCCAUUGAAUCCUUUAAGGAGAAGGUUCCAAUGUCUUAUUUUCCUGAAAAGGAAACAGUGGAAUAUAACAAACUGCAAUUGUCCAAUGUUGAGUCAAUGAGUAAAAUCGAAGCAGAGCUUGAAGCUGAACUUGAGAGACUCGAGUUAAACAUGAAUGCUAAUAGUCUGGACGGAAGAAUCUCUGCCUUUGAUGAGUUUGAUGAAGACCUUAUCGCUGAUGUCAUUCAUGGGGAGCUGCGAGAAGAUAUGCUUGAAGGGGGAGCUCAUAACAGGAAAGAUGAUAAUGACGCAGACAGCAAGAGAACCUCCACAACUGAGACACAUAGUGGGAAUUAUGCUGUUUCACCUAGAGAGCUCAGCUUACGGCUCCAUGAAGUGAUCCAACUCAGACUAGAAGGACGAAUUAAAGAACUUGAAAGAGCACUCGAGCAAAACCAGAAGCAAUUGCAGUUGAUGGAAGUCGAUAGAGUUCUCUCUCUGAAAGCGUUCUCGAGCAGUGAUGUGGGAUCUUAUUCCACCCAAGAAAGCCUGACCAGGAUAAGAACUGAUAAUUCUCCAAGUCAAGCAUUCUGCUUAAACCUAUCAGGUGACGCAUUACAUGCAUAUGAUGAGGCAUAUGAGGAGUUCUCUCACAUGACCAAUACCGAGAAGGAGAAUGUGCAAUUAACCGCCAACAGGAAUAAUAAAAAUUUUUGUGUCGCUGGGCUAUAUGCCGAUUGGAGUCCAAUAUGGGGUAUGGAAGGUGGCAGUGCAGACAAGUUACCAAAAUGUGCACAAUUUUUUGAACAGGAGCCAACACAUGAGCAGUUUAAAGAAAACAAGGAAUCAAAUGAUGCUCUUGAGAGCAAUGAAGAUAAUGAAGAUGAAUCCGAUGAUGAUGAUGAUGAUGAUGAUGUUGAUGAUGAAUUGAUCCAACAGAUUGUAGAGAGGACCAGGCAAGGGUCACCUGGAGUGUUACAUGCUCAAAAAAUGCUCUUUUCAUGGGAUGAAUAAUUUUCCAGUGGUCAUUACCCAUGGGGAUUAGAGUUUUUUUGUCUAAUACAAAUCAGGAAAAAAGCAGCAAUUAUGAAUUUAAUCCUUAAAAAGAUUGAUCCCUAA